Molecule: messenger RNA, 779 nt
Organism: Mesoplodon densirostris (Blainville's beaked whale)
Lineage: Eukaryota; Metazoa; Chordata; Mammalia; Artiodactyla; Ziphiidae
Product: zinc finger C4H2 domain-containing protein-like
Exons: 4
Coding region: 16-621 (201 amino acids)
Biological process (GO): positive regulation of neuron differentiation
Cellular component (GO): nucleus
Source: RefSeq, a predicted model, not a curated record
AACAAGACCCUGCAGAUGGAAAAGAUCAAGACCCGUUUGAAGGCUGAGUUUGAGGCCCUUGAAUCAGAGGAGAGACACCUGAAGGAAUACAAGCAGGAGAUGGACCUCCUGCUACAGGAGAAGAUGGCCCACGUGGAGGAACUCCAACUGAUCCACGCUGAUAUCAAUGUGAUGGAAAACACCAUCAAACAGUCUGAGAAUGACCUAAACAAGCUGCUAGAGUCAACCCGGUGGCUACAUGAUGAGUAUAAGCCACUGAAGGAACAUGUGGAUGCCCUGCGCAUGACUCUGGGCCUGCAGAGGCUCCCUGACCUAUGUGAAGAGGAGGAGAAGCUCUCCUUGGAUUACUUUGAGAAGCAGAAAGCAGAGUGGCAGACGGAGCCGCAGGAGCCCCCGAUCCCUGAAUCCUUGGCCGCCGCAGCCGCUGCCGCCCAACAACUCCAAGUGGCUAGGAAGCAGGACACUCGGCAGACAGCCACCUUCAGGCAGCAGCCCCCACCUAUGAAGGCCUGCUUGUCAUGUCACCAACAAAUUCACCGGAAUGCACCUAUAUGCCCUCUGUGCAAAGCCAAGAGUCGGUCCAGGAACCCCAAAAAGCCAAAACGGAAGCAGGAUGAAUGAAAAGAAGGAGAACACUUAGAGCUCUGCUGCUCAUAACCCCUCCCCUUGGCCAGAGUGAUUGAUGUCUCCAUGUGAAACCACCCUUCCCCACCUCUACAAAGUCUCCUAUUUAAUGUGAUGGAAGCACAACCCCUCUCUCACUUUUCUCUUAUUUCUGU